Messenger RNA from Peniophora sp. CBMAI 1063, 2028 nucleotides. The record is from the annotation of a GenBank genome assembly. NCBI's taxonomy places the organism in Eukaryota, Fungi, Basidiomycota, Agaricomycetes, Russulales, Peniophoraceae.
AUGUCAUCAAGUUACGAAAGGACGUCCUCGUACGAUCCCGAGCAUCCCGAGGACGACAGCCCUCACAAAGCGGCGACCGCAUCUCGCCCGAGCUUGAGCAUCCGCUCCUUGAUGCAGCCGCGUAGCUUUGGCAUCGGUCGGGCGCGUGCCAUCAUGCUUGGCUCUUUGGUGAUUGCGUCGGCAAUAUGCGUCGCUCACCAUUUCUUGCUCUCCUAUCUCGACGGGAGGGAUGUCGAGGAUUUCAAGCUGUCUCAGACCUGGGUCCGGGACAUCGGGAACGCCUUGGCAAAAUUCGUGCAGCUCGCUCUCAGGUUCUCCAACGGAGUGGUCCUCACGCAGAGUAUAUGGCUGUUCGUUCGGGGCAACCGCGUCACCUUGAAUGAUCUCGACACGUUGUUCGCUCUGCCUUCCUUUGAAAGCAUCCCCUCGACCCUAAUCAGAGGAAGUGUGCUCCCUGCUCUCCUGCUUUCAGCAGUGAUAGAGACGCUCUCUCUUAUUGGCAUCUUUGCGCCAAAUGCUCUAUCGGUGGUACCCGCUGGCUCUCCCAUGAAUUCGACCAUCUGGGUGUAUUAUCCAAACCUCUAUAACGUCAAUUUGAACCAAAGCUCUGAGUUCGAGACGAUCAACUCCUCCGGCCUUGUCCGCUACAAAGGACCUUCUUCUGCUAUGCAAGGGCUCACGCAAGCGGUCUUGCAUAGCGGUAGCGUUCUGCCUGUGUCAGCUCCUCAGGAGUGUGGCCGAGGUUGUAGCUAUGAUCUGAAUUAUCGCGCUACUGCAUUGAAAUGUGAAGAGAUUGCACCGUCCUCCAUCGACGUGUACAACUCUAGUGCAUCCGAGACCACACUGGCGAUCGUAGACCCCAGGGUCCAAGUCUCUAAUCCCACGCACUUCAUGGAAAGUGCCUAUGUGUAUAACGCCACCGCUAGCUUCGGCUACAGUAUCAACCAAACUACGACGUCUGCUCCGUCUUUGCGAUCAUCUCCCUUUGGGCAGACAUUCUCUCUUGAUCUCAUCUUUGCCACGAACAAUUUCACGUUACCGUUCACAACGAGCGUACCCAUCCGUUACAAUCUGACCGGAUAUUCGUGCGGGUUCUACGACGCGGCAUACGACACUUCCUUCAACUACUCAGCUGAGGGCCAGACAACUAUCGUCCGUAACGUGAGCUACGGUGUUCAACUCGGUCCUCUCUCAGACCCUGGGGGACUGAACGUGGCGGAUAUAUAUGAUUCCUUUGAGGAUAUUUCGCCUGAAGACUAUCUGUCCCCCCUAAUGCCAUUUGCAGCGCAGCUCCAGACGAAUUAUUCUGUUUUGGCCCUCGCCGACGCCUUCUCGAGAUACUUCUACGGGACUCUAGCCUUCUCUACCAACUCGACUAACGAUCCGGGACCCCUUUAUCCAAGUGCAGUGCUCAACUCUAUAUUCGCCAUCCGCUCGGCGGGCGAUGGUGAUACCACGUCUGAAAGUUUAAACACGCUAUCGUUCUCCCUCAUCUCGACGUCAUACAAUAAUACCGCUCGACUAUUGGAGGACGCGUUCGCGAAUCUGACAUUGUCGGUGAUGUCGGAUACGCAUUUCGGUCUAUACGGGGGAUUGGAUGAACGCAUAACCCCGGCAAUCGUCAUACCGGACACCACCGUGUACAAGUACCAGCCCUCUCGCCUAUGGAUUGUGUAUGGUAUAGCACUUGCUACCACCCUCCUCACCAAUCUCUACGGACUAUUCUGUAUCUUCAGAAACAAGGGUGCAAUGCAACGCCAGUUCUCUUCGAUCGCUGCAUCAGUAAGGGCCCGCGAAUUGGACACGCUCCUCGGCGAGCCCGGCGAGCCAUUGCUUGCCCGAGCCGAAAGCGUCAAGCUACGAUAUGCAGCGGGAGGGAGUUCGCUAGGCGAGAGAGCGGGCUUCAGGAUUGCCGACGACGGUGAAGUCGGAGACGAGAAGGCAUCCGAACGUGUCCAGCUUUUGACAAGCGACGAGUCGGAUGCGCGGUUUGCGAAGGUGCUUCCACCUUUCCCGGAGGUUCUGUAG